AUGCAGCACGUCAAGCGCGGGCAGCAGCAGCAGCAGCAGCAGCGAAUCGUGCUCUCCAGAACUGCAAUGAGUAUGGCAAGGGCACCAGUGGUGCGUUCUUGGGGUGCGACAGGUCAAGUUUCUGAACUAUGGAGAGACGCGCUCCAGCGGGAUAACCGACUAUCUGGCCCGGUUAUGAGGCUGCUGGGUGUACGGACUCAGGUUGCCAGCAUUCUGUCGUUCGCGGCACCUGUCUUGCAGCCGAGCUCGAUAUCGGAGACCAGUUUCCCGCGUACUCUAGAAACAUGCAGGACAAAGGCGAUAUGCUGGUUGAGCGUUCGGGCGGCUGCAUGUACGGCAUCGUCGUCGUUCGGCUCGAAACGCAAAAACAUGAUACAGCGGAACUGCGACCGCUCCGCACCGCUGUUGACUGUUGCAGCUGGAUGGUCAAUGCAGAGGAACGCCAAAAUCAUGUUUUUGGGUCCCAGGACGCCUUUCAGAAAGCUUACCACUGUCGGGGUGGUGCUACUCAAGGCCACCGCUCCGACCGAGCAGAAAGAGACCCAACCGCUGUGGUAUACAGGUGUUAUUCGGAGGAAUCGUCCAGAGGCUGAAGAUCUCUUCCUUCUGGAGUGCGUUGUUCCCCAGGAAAUCGUCACGAGUUAUCACGUACCUGGUCAGUAUGUGAUGCUUCGACGCGAUUCGAUGCAAGCGAAACCGGGUUUCUUCUCGAUAACCUCACCACCGCAUCAUCAUCCUGACGCCGCAGACUGUAUCGAACUGCUGGUGAAACAGGUAGAUCGAACGCGUUGGCUAUGCGCUUUAACGCCUGGAUCAUCGGUGGAGGUCACAGUGGCGCAGGGCUCGGGCUUCGCGCUCCGGUCUGAUACCCGUGACGCUAUCCGACAUGUGCUGCUCUUCGCGACUGGAAGCGGUAUUGCGCCAAUCCGAGCGGUAUUGGAGGAUGAUCGCUUUUUGGCUCAUAUGGAUUCCGUCAAGCUUUACUAUGGAUGCCGCAACCUGCACCGAAUGGCCUACCAGGAACGCUUUGCACAAUGGCAACAGGAGCGCGGUGUCCAGGUGGUUCCCGUCUUGAGUCAACCGGACACCUCCUGGACAGGCGAACGCGGUUACGUUCAGCACGCGUUAGAACGGGACGGUGUGCAGACGCCUCCUGAGCAAACACUCGUGUUUUUGUGCGGUCUCCCGGGAAUGACGUCAGCAGUAGAAGCGUACCUCUUGAAGCAGGGCUUGAAGAAGCAACAUAUUCUCUAUAACUUUUAA
This is a messenger RNA of Cyanidioschyzon merolae strain 10D, 1263 nucleotides long. RefSeq names its product similar to Na+-translocating NADH:quinone oxidoreductase, subunit Nqr6. The record is from RefSeq and is a predicted model, not a curated record. Gene Ontology annotation, molecular function: oxidoreductase activity. Lineage: Eukaryota; Rhodophyta; Bangiophyceae; Cyanidiales; Cyanidiaceae. The coding region runs from base 1 to 1263 and encodes 420 amino acids. The transcript has a single exon.